This is a messenger RNA of Penicillium odoratum, 1569 nucleotides long. RefSeq lists its product as uncharacterized. The record is from RefSeq and is a predicted model, not a curated record. Bases 1 to 1569 code for a protein of 522 amino acids. The transcript has a single exon. Gene Ontology annotation, cellular component: nucleus; DNA ligase IV complex. Gene Ontology annotation, biological process: double-strand break repair via nonhomologous end joining. Gene Ontology annotation, molecular function: DNA end binding. NCBI's taxonomy places the organism in Eukaryota, Fungi, Ascomycota, Eurotiomycetes, Eurotiales, Aspergillaceae.
AUGGCUCCCACAUGGCAAAGAUUGAAUUUACAACAGACAAGCUCACCCCCGCUUCUUUUCCAAUACACAUGGACUCGCCAAGGUUACGCGCUCUGCGUCACUGAUCUCACCUCUAUUUGGACGGAACGGCUGUCGCAUCAAGAGAUCCUGGCGCGAGCGGAACAGAUCGACACCACCAUCGAUCCGAGUGAAGAUCAGGAACAGUUCAAUGUGUUUUUAGUGAAGGUUGGAGAGGGUCUACGUGGUGAUGGAGGCAGCGCAACCCUGAACAGUGGAGCGCAAGCCGAUUCGCUCGUCCUCCGCACAAGUUCUAAACUACCCACUCCAAUGCGGCCUUUGAAAUGGACUCUUUAUCUGUCAAAAGAGAUAUCGGCGUCUUUGACCGAUCGAUUGCUCCUUCCGCUACUGAGGGAUGAGGCGGGCUGGGAAUCCCGACAGCGAGUUCUGUUGGACCAGCUCAAACAGAAAGACUGGGUUCUCGGGAAGCUGUUCGACAAGUUUGAGGCUUUGGGUGCUGAUCUGGGCACUGUAUUCCCCGGUGCUGUUGGGAUGCGCUCUAUCAAAAAGGGUAGUACAAGAUUGGAGGCCGCAAAAUUCAUCAAAGGCCUUGCACCGUUUGACGAAGCGGCAUGGCUCUGUGAGUCUGGAAAUACUUCUGAAAGCUCCGGUCUAGCUGCAAAUAUCCUGAACGAGCUUGCGAGAUCUGGUAGCUGCGAUGUUGAAAAGCUUCGCGCACCGCAAGAAAAGUGGUGGAAUGAUCUGCAAAAGACCGAAACCCCUCAAUCUGAGGUAACUACGCCGCCGAAAAAGGAAUCCGCAUCUUCCAACGAUGAUCCUGUCAGGGCUUCUCAGAAAGACCAAGACCUGGAUCUGGACGAGGAUGGUGCUUCAACCGCCAGUGAAGAUGAAUUUCAACGACAAGAGACCCCUCUCCGACUCAAAGCACAGAAGGAAAAACCGACCUCUUCACCCCAUAAAUCAAAGGAGCAAGAAUCCUCAAAGGCAGUGCCAGAAAUAGACGCAGGUGAAGCUACAGCAUCGGACUCGGAGCCCGAGACUACCUCAGCACCUCUGGAACCCACACCUACGCCUCAAAACCCUGGUCUGCCGAACCCCGAGAUCAAAGAUCCGCCCAAGAAAGCGAAAGUCAAAGGUAGUUUGGGUGUGAUCGGAGGCAAGAAGAAGAAAGAAGAAAAGCAACCAUCACCGUUACCAGCCCCUCCCUCUCCCUCUCCACCUGCAUCAUCGCGCAAAGCCAGAGCCGGUAGGCUUGGAACGAUAGGCGGGAAAAAAACUACAAACAAAGCACCUGAAGUCCCAAAACCUGCUCCAGCUCCCAAGCAAAAGCAGGAAAAAUGCGACGAAUCUCCCGAUCUGCAUAGUCCUACGGAGGUAGUACCAACCCCGGGACCGAAAGAGGAGCCAUCUCGAAGUCAACCUAGUCGAGAAGAAAAGAGUGCCAAUGCUUCGGAGGAGAGUGAGGAGCAGAGAACUAUUCGGAAACGAGAGGAGUUGAAACGACAACUUGAGGAGAAGAGUAAAGCCCCGAAGAAGAAGCGGAGGUUCUAA